AUGACAGCCAAUAGUUUUGGAAUAGCACUCAACACUGCAUCAGCUGUUGUAAAUGAGGUUUGUCAAGCUAUUUCAAACUAUCUUGGCCCGAAAUAUCUCCAUCUUCCUGAAGAUGAAGAAAGCAUGAGGGAGAAGGUAGCAGAAUUUGAAGCCAAAUUUGGCAUGACACAAGCUUUUGGUUGCAUUGAUGGGACACACAUUCCAAUUCAGUGCCCAUCAGAGAACUCACAAGAUUUUUUCUGCUAUAAGCAGUUUUUUUCAUUAAGUGUGCAGGCUGUGUGUGACUAUAAAGGCUCCUUCAUGGAUGUUGAAUGUAAGUGGCCUGGAAGUGUCCACGAUGCAAAGGUUUUUGCCAAUUCUUCCAUCAGUGCCAAAUUAAGAAGUAAUAAAUUGCCCUGUACAUUUCAGACUCCAAUUCCAGGUGGUGUCAAAAUACCUAAUUACCUCAUUGGUGAUCCAGCUUAUCCAUUGCUUCCUUUCUGCAUGAAAGAGUAUGAUUCAUGUACCAGUAAUAAACAAGUUGUUUUCAACAACAUGCUGCGUUCUGCCAGGAACCAAAUUGAAUGUGCUUUUGGCCGGCUUAAAGCAAGAUGGUCCAUACUCACUACAAAAGUGGACUUCAAACUUGAGGCAAUACCAACAAUUAUUUAUGCAUGUUUUGUAUUACAUAAUUAUUAUGAGAAGCAUAACAUGUAUGUUGAUCAGGACUUGGUUGACUCGCAAAUUCAACUUAUGAAGGAAAAUGAAGAUCAGCUUAAAAACACUCCUGAUCCAAUUUACUCUUGUGAUGUGGGAGAAGGGAGUGUUGUGAGGACAACACUCACACAAUUAGUACUGAAGAAUCUUUAA
This is a messenger RNA of Pocillopora verrucosa, 849 nucleotides long. NCBI's taxonomy places the organism in Eukaryota, Metazoa, Cnidaria, Anthozoa, Scleractinia, Pocilloporidae. The record is from RefSeq and is a predicted model, not a curated record.